Messenger RNA from Xiphophorus hellerii (green swordtail), 6717 nucleotides. It is a transcript of the gene rabgap1, whose product is annotated as RAB GTPase activating protein 1. The transcript is spliced from 27 exons. Gene Ontology annotation, biological process: regulation of GTPase activity. Gene Ontology annotation, molecular function: GTPase activator activity; small GTPase binding. Bases 213 to 3485 code for a protein of 1090 amino acids. Lineage: Eukaryota; Metazoa; Chordata; Actinopteri; Cyprinodontiformes; Poeciliidae. The record is from RefSeq and is a predicted model, not a curated record.
GUGUAGGUGUCAGCGGGUUGGUUGGGCUUGUGUUUACAGCUCUCCUGGAUGCUGCUCGCUGCCGAUGUUCCCGAGAAAGUGCAAUGCCAUGUCAAACGCUAUUGGAAUAAAAAACCCGUGGACUUAAAGGUGAUUUUGCUCAUCAUCUCCCUACACCUCCUCCUCCUGUCUUCCAUUCAUGAGCAGCAGGGUCGAAAUUAAAAGUGGCAGCCAUGGAUGACAAGGGCUCUGUGGGGAAGAUUAGCGUAUCUUCAGACUCAGUCUCCACUCUCAACAGUGAGGACUUUGUCCUCGUGUCCCGGCUGGGGGACGAGACACCUUCAUCCACGAAUAAUGGUAGUGAUGACGAAAAGACAGGACUGAAGGUGAUUUCAGAGGAAGGGGUCAGCUUUAAGAUUGUGGGGAAUGGGAGUGAGCAGCAGCUCCAGAGGGAGUUGGAGGACGUCCUCAUGGACCCGUCAGUGGCAGACGCUGGGCUCGGAUCGGAAGCGAUGAGCAGCCUUGGCCCGAGUGACCAUGGGGUUCUUCCUAACGUGACGUCCCCCGUACCGGCAGGCACUGACCCAUUAAGUUCACCUCCACCCAAGCUGGAGAUGGUGCUCCCUGUUCAGACGGCCCAGGAGAGCGAGCUGAAUGAGAGGUCUUACAGAGCAGAUGAAUCGUCAUCAGAGGGAAGCCCUUGCAGUCCAAUUCCAGACGAGGACAGCGUUGUGUUCAGCCAGCUAACAUAUCUGGGGUGUGCCUCCGUCAACGCCCCCCGAAGUGAAGUGGAGGCCCUUCGGAUGAUGAGCAUUCUCCGAGGGCAGUGCCAACUCCCACUGGAUGUCACACUUUCAGUGCCAGGCGUGUCUGAAGGCACUGUCAGGUUGUUGGACCCCCACAACAACACAGAAAUUGCCAAUUACCCCAUUUAUAAGAUCCUGUUCUGUGUCCGAGGCCAUGAUGGCACACCAGAGAGCGACUGCUUCGCCUUCACUGAGAGCCACCACAACGCAGAGAUCUUCAGGAUUCACGUGUUCCGCUGCCAAAUCCGAGAGGCGGUGAGCCGGAUACUGUACAGCUUUGCCACAGCCUUCCGGAGGUCAGCUAAGAAGGCACUACUGUCAUCUCAGCAGAAUGCCCCACUCACCCCUGACAGCGACUUGUUCACCUUCACAGUUAGUCUGGAAAUCAGGGAAGAUGAUGGCAAGGGUACUUUCAGUGCUGUUGCAAAAGACAAGGACAAACAGAGCUUCAAGCUUCGUGCUGGACUGGACAAGAAGAUUGUAAUUUACAUUCAGCAGACCUCCAACAAGGAACUAGCAAUUGAGAGGUGUUUUGGACUCCUGCUCAGCCCGGGGAGAAAUGUGAAGAACAGCGACAUGCACCUGCUGGACUUGGAGUCAAUGGGAAAGAGCUCAGAUGGGAAGUCUUACAUCAUCACAGGAAGCUGGAACCCCAACACGCCUCAGUUUCAGGCUGUGAAUGAGGAAACGCCCAAAGAUAAAUUUAUGUACAUGACGACUGCAGUAGAUCUGGUGAUUACAGAGGUGGAGGAACCGGUCCGUUUUUUGCUGGAGACGAGGGUGCGAGUGUGUUCCCCAAACGACAGGCUGUUCUGGCCCUUUAGCAAGCGUAGCUACACUGAGACCUUCUACCUUAAACUACGACAGAUGGAGCGAAAAGAACGAAAGAGUCCUUCCUCUGACACACUUUAUGAGGUGGUGAGUUUGGAAAGUGAAACGGAGAGAGAGAAGAGGAAAACCACAGCUAGUCCAAGCAUCCUCCCAUCUGGGCCCGGGACCAUGGCUCCUUCGCCGCCGGAGGAUGAUGAAGAGGAAGAUAACGACGAGCCAUUACUCAGUGGGUCUGGUGACGUUUCAAAGGAGUGUGCAGAGAAGAUCCUUGAAACCUGGGGAGACUUGUUGUCCAAAUGGCACAUGAACCUAUCUGUGCGUCCAAGGCAGCUGCCAGCUUUGGUGCGGAGCGGCAUCCCUGAGGCACUCCGUGGGGAGGUGUGGCAGCUUCUGGCAGGCUGCCACAACAACGACCACCUGGUAGAGGAAUACCGAACUCUCAUCACAAAGGAAUCUCCUCAGGACAGUGCAAUCACCAGAGACAUUAACAGGACAUUCCCCGCUCAUGACUAUUUCAAAGACACUGGAGGAGACGGGCAAGACUCGCUCUACAAAAUCUGCAAGGCUUAUUCUGUUUAUGAUCAGGAGAUUGGCUACUGCCAGGGACAAUCCUUCCUGGCUGCAGUGCUGCUGCUGCACAUGCCAGAGGAGCAAGCUUUCAGUGUUCUGGUGAAGAUCAUGUUUGAUUACGGGCUCAGGGACCUGUUCAAACAGAACUUUGAAGAUCUGCACUGCAAGUUCUUCCAGCUUGAAAGACUCAUGCAGGAGUACAUACCAGAUCUGUACAACCAUUUCCUGAAUGUGGGUCUGGAGGCUCAUAUGUACGCUUCCCAGUGGUUCCUAACUCUCUUCACAGCCAAGUUUCCUCUUUACAUGGUCUUCCAUAUAAUCGACCUGCUACUGUGUGAGGGUAUUAGUGUGAUCUUCAAUGUAGCCCUGGCCCUUUUGAAGACUUCAAAAGACGAUCUACUGCAGACAGACUUCGAGGGCGCUCUCAAAUUCUUUCGUGUCCCCGUCCCAAAAAGGUACCGCUCUGAAGAAAAUGCCAAGAAACUGAUGGAGCUGGCUUGUAGCAUGAAGAUAAGUCAGAAGAAGCUGAAGAAAUUUGAGAAGGAGUACCACACCAUACGGGAGCAGCAGGAGCAACAAGAAGCCCCCAUUGAGAGAUAUGAGCGGGAGAAUCGGCGUUUGCAAGAGGCCAACAUGCGUUUGGAGCAGGAGAACGACGACUUGGCACAUGAACUAGUGAGCAGCAAGAUAGCUCUUCGGAAAGAUCUGGACAAUGCUGAAGAAAAGGCAGAUGCCCUGAAUAAAGAGUUGCUGCUGACCAAACAGAAGCUGAUUGAAUCUGAAGACGAGAAGAGACGGCUGGAGGAAGAGUCCGCACAGCUGAAAGAAAUGUGCCGAAGGGAGCUUGAUAAGUCGGAGUCAGAGAUAAAGAAGAACGGUUCUAUUAUUGGAGAAUAUAAACAGAUCUGCUCUCAGCUCAGCGAACGACUGGAGAAACAACAGACGGCCACUCGAGGAGAACUGGAGAAAAUCAGAUCCAAGGUUGAAGGCUGUGAGAAGUGCAGCAGUCUUUUCAACAAAGAGGGUCGUGUGCGAGCUGCGGUAACCACGGCGCCCGCCGACGGGACGGAGGAGACCGACGAGGAGAAGGAGGGUCUGAAGAACCAGCUGAGGGAGAUGGAGCUGGAGCUGGCCCAGACCAAGCUGCAGCUGGUGGAGGCCGAGUGUAAAAUCCAGGACCUGGAGCACCAUUUGGGUCUGGCUCUCAAUGAGGUUCAGGCGGCCAAAAAGACCUGGUUCAACCGAACGCUCAGCUCCAUCAAGACGGUCACCGGCACCCAGGGCAAAGAGACCACUUAACCCAACGACCCGCCAUCCGUCGCGUUUUAACAAGACCACGUCUGGAGCUCGGUGUGACUCGUCCCGCUACCUUCAGACCCCUCCUCCCCCAAAAACGUAACGCACACGGCCAUAACGUUAACAUUAACCGUUAAAAAGCAGAGGAUCUCCUCUAUGACUGACUGUGUUAAUUGUUUCCUCAUAUCAAAGAUGCUCUUUUUAUUUCCUGAAGUAACUCACCCAAUCGAAACCUUUUAACAUCCUUGCGAGCAGUGCAGCGAUAACCGCCUCCCCCCCCUGACAGAGACCACGCGCUUCCACCAGUCACAGGAGGAGAGAUGCUUCAUUGAGGAUUGUCUGCGUACUGCUGAAACAAAAAUCUCCACAGUGGAGGAAGCAAUGACAUCAGGACUGUAUCUUUGCUCUCCCUUUCUUCUAAACUACUGGCACAAAACAAGCCCCUGUAUAUUUUCUUUUUCUUUGUUUUGGUUUGUUUUAGGUACGAGUGCUUGUAGACGCCUUUAAAGGACUGAGCUUUUUCUAAUUUUCGUUGAACAGUUCUUUCUGUUGGCGUAUGUGCUAAUGUAGCGUCUGACUGUAAUGUUUAUGACUGUGAGACUGAGGAGAAAAAAAGGUUGGAAAGCCUGAAUAAUUAGCGUGUGUGUGUGAACUGUUUGAGUGUUUGUGGAAGGAUAGCGGAAAGAAAAGCACUAAAGUUAUGAGUGUGUGCAUGCAUGUCAGGUUGUCUCGUGUCCUUUAAUAUUCAAAUGUGUACAGAAAAACUGGUGAAGAGAAGUUUGCUGACAAGGCCUUGAUCUGAAGGUUGAUAACAGAGGUGGUUAUAAAUAUGUAAUUUAUGGAAACUAAAAGGAGUUGUUGUGAGAAGCGACUGCAGCUUGAAUCUCCUCGAAUUAAAAUACACACGUAAGUUUUGUUUGGUUUAGAUCUUCCACUAUGAAGAAACCUUGAAAAAAGAAAAGAAGCUCAAAAUCAAACAAAUAAUACAUUUUAUUACUCAAAUGGUUUGCUGAGUUUGAGUAAUUGAAAUUCCAAUUGUCAGAACGGACAAAUUUAUAAUUCCUACGGCCUUUAAACUCACCAUCAAUCCCAUUUCAUUCUGCCCAACAUAGAAUAAUCAGAUGUUUUUGUUUACUUCUAUGUAACUUGUGUUACAUAGACGUUAACAGAAUGUUACAUUUGCUGAUUGCAGACAUUCAUUUUGAACAGAUUUGGGGUUUUUAAUGAUGCAUUAGAACGAAAUUUUGUUUUUUUUGAUGGACUAAUAACUUUAAAACAAGAAGUGGGUGCACAAUUUUGAAAUAAAUGUGGAGUUUAUCUAAUCCACACAGGAUCAAAAUUAUACAUGCAUGCUUAAAUACGUACUUAUAAAAACCCCCAAAUAAUAGCUUUAUUGUCCCAACAGGUUUUUAUAUCAACCAAUAAAAUGUUUGGCAUAAUUCUGAGCAUUUUGCAACUCUUCUUGGCAAAGUUGAUAUAGUUCAUUAAAUUGAUGUGUUUUUCUGUUACCUGGCGCUCCAUUCUAAAGUUAGUUUUUGUGUGUUUGUUAUAAUUGUUGGAACACCUACAAUUUUGGGAAGUAGUCCAACUUUUUCCACUUCACAAGUUGUAGAAGAGAUUUAGCAUCAAUGCUGCCAUUACCAUAUUUGACAUUUAAUGGAGAGUCCUUAGGUUUAAAAGAAAAAUCUUCCUGUAACUUUGGUUAAGUAGCUCAAUCUUUGUCUUGCUUCAAGGAACCUUUUUUUUCCUAAGCUCUACUGAGCCAAGAAGAUUGGUCAAACAAACAAUCCAGAAUUAUGCUGAAAGGUGGUUGUCUCUCUAUAACAUAAGGGACAUUUAGAAAAUUAAAUUCAAACUUCUGCACCCAAUUCUUGCUGUUAUAAAUUUUGUUUGUAGUAUAAUCAUUCUACUCGGGGAAAACAAAACAAAAAAACAUGUUCAAAUAGAUUCUUAAGGGCCUAAAAGUCUUGCCAAUCCAUGUCUGUAAACUUCUGACUGGCUCCAUAAAUGCAUGUAAUUCAUAGUUAAGAUAUAAACCCACCAGCGUAAGAGCGGAAAUACUCUUUGUAGUUGUUUUUCAAUGAGGAAAUCUGGCGCCAUAGAAGGUCGAAUUGACCUGGUUCCAGGCUCGACCCAAUUGUCUAUUGAAAUUAACAAAUAUGUAGCAGAUGUCUCAAUUAUUUAAGAUGCAGAUGAUUCAGAUCUGCUGGGUAUGGAUAGAGAAAGCAUUUAAGUCACCAAAACUAGCAAAGCAGCAGCAAUACUGAUCGAAUAAAACUCAAGCAAGUAAUUUGGCAUCUUUAACAUGUAAGAAUUUUUUUUCUGGUUCAAGCGUCAUAUCACGAUGAGCCUACAAACAGCUACAACCUAUAUUUCAACAGGAAGAAUAUUAAAAUAAUUAUUUUUAUUAGCUUCAGUGGAGCAAACAUUCUCAAAUAAAUUUGGGUCUCACAGUGAAUGUUACAAGUUGCUAAAGAUAUUUAAGCUCUGAAGAUGUUAUUCUGACCACAGACUGCUGUGAAUGUGAGACACCUGUCAGCAAGCAGAGGUGUAGCCGCAGUGUGAGGGGAAUCGCACUACCAGGAGCAGAGCAGCAGAGCCGUGUCAGGAGAGGCCAGAGAUCAGGUCAAAAAGCUCUAUAUUUGUCCACAGGGCAUAAGGGGCCAGAAGAAGCCUCUGUGUGUGAUUUAAUACUUCGCUGACGGAGGAGCAGAGGCUCAAUGAUAAUGCGGUUUCAAAUCCUGCUGAGACUGAACCUUUUUCUUAGCCUGAAUGGAAUGAACCAUUUCUGUAACCUGCGUCUUAACUUGAAAAGUGAAGUCCAAUCAGCUGGAAUCCGGUUGUGAUAUUAGAAGAAGAAGAAGAAGAAAAGACGUAGAGGAGGAUCCACCUUAAGGCACUGGGCUGUAAAUAAACAUUAAAAGCAUCACUAUUGAAUUUGUUUGUUUAUGGUUUUUCUACUCUAACUAUAACUAAUGUUGCCUACCUGUACUCACCUACCUGCUGCUGUGAUACAGUUGAAUCUACAAAGUUUUUGUAUUUCUGUAUGUUUUUUGUUCUUUUUUGUAAUUGUUUUCCUUUUUGCUCCAAGCUUCUCAGUCACACUGCUGUUUGGAUAACUAAAUGCCAAAACAUAGCUCUGUCAACCAACAUUAUCAACGUGUGGAAAUUGUAAUAGAGUAGACUGCAUUGUGUAUACUCCAUGAAUUUAAAUAUAAAGAUAUGAACACAAGGA